Messenger RNA from Aspergillus wentii DTO 134E9, 3389 nucleotides. RefSeq names its product putative kinesin family protein (KipA). The transcript has 3 exons. Lineage: Eukaryota; Fungi; Ascomycota; Eurotiomycetes; Eurotiales; Aspergillaceae. Gene Ontology annotation, biological process: microtubule-based movement. Gene Ontology annotation, molecular function: ATP binding; microtubule binding; microtubule motor activity. The coding region runs from base 205 to 3078 and encodes 957 amino acids. The record is from RefSeq and is a predicted model, not a curated record.
UUUCUUUUUACUUUUUAUCUUUUGAUAUAUUUUGGUCAGCGGCUACUCUGCGGUGGCGAUUAUUCUCUGGCGCACGACAUCCAUUUACAUAUAAUCAGUCGCCCCAAGAAGUGCAGUGGUGCGGGUCCUUUGUCGCAAUUGCGGCAUCGAGGGGAAAAAAAAGUCGCUGUGAUCUGACGCAACCGACGAACGUUUAUGAUCUCAAUGUCGACGUUACCACAGCCAUCACGGCCUAGCACAAAUCCGCCGGCUGGAUCCUUACCUCCACUACCGGCUCCAAAAUCCAGAAAAAGCUUGCCCGUCUCUUCCGAUGUAUCGAGGGCUUCAUCUCCGUCUCAAACAACAAAGCUCCGCACGACUUCUAGCCCUAGGCCAGCGCUCACCAAAUCCCCGCUAUCUAAUUCAGCUUCCAAUAUCAGUACAUUCAGAUCAACCUCGAGUGGCCGAGUUCCUAGUAGUCCUGACAAAUCACUACGCAGGACAAUAAGCAUUGCAGCUUUCCCACAGCCACCAAAAGCAGGGAGCCGCCCUUCUACUGCAUCUUCGAUAUCAGGGAUUCAAAACGUUACCUCAUCCGGUAGUAUCAAGCUAAGAAAGGGUUCAAGAUUAAGCUCUGGAACUACCAGCAGUUACCGCAGUUCCAAAACUCCCUCUUUGUUAAAUGGUAGUGGUGAUGGGAAAUCUAUUCUUAACGCCGAGGGUCGAGAUCCGGACGCCUCGCCUUCUCAGAGCAGAAGCUCCUCUGCUCAGGGAUCGUAUUCCACCAGUGCAACUACGUUCGAAGACCCAGAGGACGGAACAGGUACCCCUAAGGCCGGAACCAAAACAAAGGAGACAAAAGGUAAUGUUAUUGUCAGUGUACGGGUCCGUCCCGAUGUAAGCUCGGAUGCCUCAAAGUCGAACGGGGAAUGGAUGGUCGAUGGGCGCAGAAGCUUGAUCGCAUAUAGGGGAAAGGAGGGGGGUGAUUAUUACUAUGAUAAUGUCUUCACAACUCAUGAACACAAUGCCAAAGUCUAUGAUUCUGCCGCGAAACGCCUCGUGAGGAGAGUGAUGGAAGGUUACCAUGGUACGGUAUUUGCCUAUGGCAUGACAGGAACGGGAAAGACUUUUUCCAUGCAAGGAACCGCGACUUCACCAGGAGUGAUACCACUAGCAAUAACGGAUAUUUUUUCUUUUAUCAGAGAGACCCCGCAUCGGGAGUUCUUGCUCCGUGUCAGCUACCUGGAAAUUUACAACGAGAAGAUCCACGAUCUGCUUUCAGCACCUGUUGCUAAUGGCGGGUCAGCACCUCAACAGCAGGAGGAAAUCAAAUUGCGGGAAGACAGCAAACGAGGUGUAUAUGCAACACCUCUGAAAGAAGAGAUCGUGCAGAGCCCAACCCAGCUUCUUCGUGUAAUCGCUAGAGGUGAUCAUGCAAGGAGGACUGGCAGUACACAAUUCAACGCUCGCAGUUCUCGGAGUCACGCAGUCGUUCAAAUCGUUGUGGAAAGCAGGGAAAGAGCACCUGCAAGCGUUUCUUCCCAGGAUAAACGCACAGCUAUCGUUCCAGGUGGAGUGAGAGUGUCGACCCUCAGCCUGAUAGAUCUGGCUGGCUCGGAACGUGCUGCUGAUGACAAGGAGCGACGUACUGAGGGAGCUCACAUUAACAAAAGCUUGCUGACACUUGGUACCAUUAUCUCGAAGCUGUCAGACAGUAAGGACAAAAAUGGUAACCAGACUGAUCGAGAGGGUAAACAUUUACCAUAUCGAGACAGCAAACUCACCAGGCUACUACAACCGGCUUUAUCAGGAAAUUCUCUCGUCAGCAUUCUCUGUACAAUUCAAUUAGGUGUCAGCGGAAGCUCGGCACCAAUCAACUCACACUCCGGAGAAACACUCAACACUUUAAAAUUCGCAGCCCGGGCUAAGAAUAGCAUUGUCAGUCAUGCUAAAAGGGCAGAAGAAGCACUUGGGAGCGGUGGUGGUGAUGCAGGCAGUCGGGUGCUUCUAGAACGCUACCGAGUGGAAAUACAGGCCCUUCGCAGCCAACUUGACAGCCAGACAAAGGCUCAAGCCGAGAAAGAGCUGAAGCUGGAAGAGCAGCAGCUCGAGAAGGAGGCGCAGACGCGUCACGAGGAACAAAUGCUGGAAAUGCAACUUGCUCGAACAGCUCUCAAGGAACGAAUAGAGCAUCUCAAUCGUCUUAUUUUAAGCUCAAAAUCCACUGGUGUCAACAGUCAAGGGAGCUUAAUCGCCCUUGGGCGGCUUUCAAGGAUGUCGGCCAACGAAUCUGGAACACGGUCGCUACGUUCUUCAGCUAGCCAAUCAACGCUAGGCGCGUAUGGUCAUUCUUCAAUACGACCUAUGUCCUUUGUCUCUAUAAACAGUAAUGACCCCUCGGUUAAUUUACAUUUCUCCAAUGGAUCAUUUGGGAAUGAAGAGGACGAGGAUAUCAUGGGCGAAUUUGCGGAUGGCAAAGCGAGCGUUCAAAGACAAAUUGCAGCGCUACAAGCUGAUCUUGGCGACAAGAACCGGUACAUCUCAACCUUGGAGAGACGUCUGCUGCAAGCAAGGCGAUCGAGUCACUCAAGAAUGUCUAUUGGCAUCAAGUCCGGGAAUAUCGCUGCUGAUAACCCGGACACGGCGGCUAUAGUCCGUGAGAAGGACAUGGAGAUUAAUGAGCUUCGUUCACAGCUGGAUGAUAAGGAUCGUAUGUUAGCUGCGCUUCGCUCUGCGGCUAGACAUCGAGACCUAGCCCAAGUGACUGCCGAUACAUAUUCACCAGAGUCAAGGGACAAGCUUGAUCAACAGGUCAACGCAACACAACGCAGUUCCUUGGCUAAUGAUGCCGGUCUAGGAUCAGCAUCAUUACAAAACGAUAAUGAGAAAGAGAAGAAAAGGAAAAGCAUGGAUGAAGUAUCGCGAAUGCUUGAUGAAAUGAUUCAGGAUCGUGUUGAAUGUGGCCAUUUGGUUAAAGGCUCUCGUGGAAGUGUUCGUGUUAGUGAAAGUCAGCAAGAGUCUGCAACAGUCACAGGUGUUCCUGGUCUAAAUCCAGCCCCUACAGUUCCAAAUGAGGCAAAAGAGAAUCCAUCUGGAUAAUGCAAAUAUGUUGCUAUUCUGAUGUAAGGACAUUUCUGAACAGGUGACGCGAACACAAUUUACUGUUGAUAAUACCCAUUUCUUGUUUUCUCUUGAAGUUUCUGAUACCCAUGUUGUCUUUUAUCCUUGUUCAUGUGACUUACAUGGUUUUUGGCAAUGUCGAGUAAUUAGGUAGUCUGCUAUAAAUUUUGAAUUAUCCGAUUUAUUCCCGCCACCAUACCAGUAUACCAUGUUUUCUGUUCUAAAUAACAUACAACCUUCAUAAGUGGAAUGGCUUUUGUUUAUGAUUGGUCUAUAAUAAUAAUUAAUCG